This is a messenger RNA of Lathyrus sativus (Indian pea), 240 nucleotides long. NCBI's taxonomy places the organism in Eukaryota, Viridiplantae, Streptophyta, Magnoliopsida, Fabales, Fabaceae. The record is from the annotation of a GenBank genome assembly.
AUGGAUUCAAACAACUCAAAUGAUCUCGACAAACUCUUUUGGGAUUUGAUUGAAGACGGAUUUAUGGACAACACAGAUGAGGAACUACUAAUGUCAAUGCUCGAGAAGGAACGCCAAUAUGGAAGUUUCUUUAGGCGAAAGAGAAGAACAAUGAUAUGUCGAAGUCGUGAAGAAGGGCACAAUCGAUUAUUCAAUGACUACUUCUCAGAAAAUCCAGUAUACCUAGAUGUUCAACUUUGA